Messenger RNA from Tetrahymena thermophila SB210, 654 nucleotides. RefSeq names its product elongation factor Tu GTP-binding domain protein. The record is from RefSeq and is a predicted model, not a curated record. The transcript has a single exon. Gene Ontology annotation, molecular function: GTPase activity; GTP binding. Gene Ontology annotation, biological process: Golgi to plasma membrane protein transport; intracellular protein transport; protein localization to organelle. Lineage: Eukaryota; Ciliophora; Oligohymenophorea; Hymenostomatida; Tetrahymenidae. Gene Ontology annotation, cellular component: Golgi apparatus.
AUGGGAUAGGUAACUUACUUUUGUUGUUCUAACUAACUUAGAAGUCCAACUGCUAAUUCGACUACAGAAAGAAGUAGUAUGACCAACUGUUCUUAAUCAUAGAAUAUAAAUUUAAAGGAUUAAGUAAAAAUAAUGAUAGUUGGAACUAAAUCAUCAGGAAAGACUACUUUACUGAAUAAUUUGAUUAUUAAUAAUUAAAAAUAAAUAUAUUAUGGUUUAAAGCAGAUUCCACAUGGUGGGAUACAAUUUAAAACCAUUUAAUUGAAACUUGAUGACAUAAACAUUUAACAUACAAUUAAAUGUAGAUUUAUAGAUGUAGAAGGUAAUUUUUUUUAGCAAUUAGAGCAUAUAAAAAAGCUUAUUCCUAGCUGUGAUGGCUUCAUUAUAAUGUGUGAUAUGUCAAAUGUUAACAGUAUUUAAGAAGCUUAAGAAAUUUUAAAAUAUUUAGAAAAAGGUCAAUAAAAUAAACAUAUAUUAGUUUUAGCCAAUAAGAGUGAUUUAUAGGAAUCAUUUUAAAACUAAGAUUUAAUUCACCAAAUCACUUCAACUGUUAAGCAUUUUUAUGUGAAUACUUGCUCGUUAGUAGAAUGUUUUAAAUACAAAGAAUUUAUUUAGUAAAUCGCAUAUGCAUCUUCUCUUAUAAAUCUUGAAUGA